Messenger RNA from Osmerus eperlanus (European smelt), 938 nucleotides. RefSeq names its product zinc finger, HIT-type containing 3 (gene znhit3). Gene Ontology annotation, biological process: box C/D snoRNP assembly; snoRNA localization; maturation of LSU-rRNA from tricistronic rRNA transcript (SSU-rRNA, 5.8S rRNA, LSU-rRNA). Gene Ontology annotation, molecular function: protein binding. Bases 410 to 841 code for a protein of 143 amino acids. The transcript has 5 exons. Gene Ontology annotation, cellular component: pre-snoRNP complex; nucleus. Lineage: Eukaryota; Metazoa; Chordata; Actinopteri; Osmeriformes; Osmeridae. The record is from RefSeq and is a predicted model, not a curated record.
AUAUCCCCAAACACAAGUCACUUUAAAAUUAGAUAGCUACAUACUUGGUUUGAUGUUAUGUCAAGGACAAAAUCCGACAGGGCGGUGAAAGACGGUCUUCGCUAACAAGCAACCAACUGCUGAGUUAUUUUGCCUGCUUUGCUGCAGCAGAGGUUUAGCUAGGUAGCCGUGGAAAGAUGGAGAAGCCCGGAAAAACAAAAUGAAGCGGAGGAGAAGGAAAGGCGCACCACCCCGGAACUUGUCAUCUAAAGCAGAAACACUCGGACGUUGUUUACAGGAGGACCAGCUGUAUCUGGUUAAACACGUUGUGAUCGUGGUGUGUGAGUUUAACAACCCAGUACAAACGUAUUUGUUCUUUGAAAGUGUAUUUGGUUAUUAUCACUGACCGUUUCAGCAACAGACACACAAGAUGCAAAUCUGCAACGUGUGCAGUGACAAGACGCCUAAAUAUCGAUGUCCAGCUUGUAAAAUCCGAUACUGUUCGCUCGUUUGUUACAAAAAACACAAAGAUACCUGCCUGCCUUCGAAACCUCCAGUGCAGGAACCAACUCCAGAUCUGCAGAGAAGUUCUAACAACGAGCAACCAUGGACAGUUGAAGAUCUCCUCGCCGACGAUGAGAAAACAGAUAAAGUACCACUCGAAAGGCUUAAAUUAUUAGGUAAAUCAGAAGAGCUCAAGGAUCUUCUUCGCAACCCCCACCUCCGUCAGCUGAUUCAGGAAAUUGAUGCCGCUGACAGCAAAGGAGAUGCCAUGAAAGCUGCUAUGCAGGAACCUCUGUUUGUGGAGUUUUCAGAUCAGUGCUUGAAAGUUGUUGAAAAUAAUGAGUAUAAUGAGAUAUAGUUUGUUUCAACAGUUUGCAUGUUGUCCGUCUACCACCCAUAUUGAGUCAAGUAAUCUUUUUUUUUUUUAAGACCAAUAAAAAGCCUCAGUUUGUGCA